This is a messenger RNA of Sabethes cyaneus, 921 nucleotides long. Its product is annotated as location of vulva defective 1-like. The record is from RefSeq and is a predicted model, not a curated record. Gene Ontology annotation, cellular component: extracellular region. The transcript is spliced from 2 exons. Bases 1 to 921 code for a protein of 306 amino acids. Gene Ontology annotation, molecular function: chitin binding. Lineage: Eukaryota; Metazoa; Arthropoda; Insecta; Diptera; Culicidae.
AUGGAUUUUUUCUCGAAAAUUUGCCUGUUUAUUGGAUUCAUCUUUGUUAGCAAUUUUAAACUUGUUCAUAGUGAAUGGAAAACACUUUCCUCGUCGUCUGACAAUCCUUGCGCUUAUAAUUCAGGUGUUAUCUUUGUGCCAAAUCUCGUGAACUGUAAUCAAUAUUAUGCUUGCAUGAACGAGCAAGCGUUUCCGAUGUUUUGUGACUCCGGUUUGACCUUCGACAUCUACGCUAAUCGUUGUCGUCAAUCGACGCUGGUUGACGCUUGUACAGAAAACUUGUCUGUUUUGCCUUCGAUAAUGGAAAAAGACAAUCCUUGUAUGGACAAUGAAGGAAUCAAAUUGGUAUCAGAUUUGGAGGAUCCGUCCAGCUUUUACAUAUGCGUUGGAGAGUCACCCGUUCGUUUUACUUGUAAUGGCGGGACAGUUUUUGAUUUGAGCUCCAGAGAUUGUAUAACUGUUUCUUUUUUACCAACAACACAAGCAGUAGAAAGCACAACAUCCACGGAAUCGAUCAGCUCAGGUACAGCACCAACUACAACACUAGCUGAUAUUUCCACAACAACCAUCGAAGAAAUCUCUGCGAGUACAACAUCCACAGUGCCUUCGGAAUCACCGAUUACGGACACCACGCUUUCAGUUGGAUCCUCCUCCACUACUAUUAGCCCUACAACAACUAUUACAACAACUACAACUACAAGCAGAACGUCCUCUACCUCGGUACCUCCAACAACUACCCCAACUGCGGAUGCUCUGCACUGCUCUGUGCAACAAAAUACGUUUCUACCACAUCCUGAUUGCUCCAAGUUUUACCAGUGCUUCUAUGGUUACUUGUUUGUGAUUUCGUGCCCACAGAACCAAUACUGGAACCAGGACCGUGAAUUUUGUGAUUAUUUCGGAAAUGUUAUCUGCAAUGAGUGA